This is a messenger RNA of Scheffersomyces stipitis CBS 6054, 1010 nucleotides long. RefSeq names its product thioredoxin peroxidase (gene AHP1). The transcript has a single exon. Gene Ontology annotation, cellular component: peroxisome; cytoplasm; mitochondrion. The coding region runs from base 157 to 690 and encodes 177 amino acids. Lineage: Eukaryota; Fungi; Ascomycota; Pichiomycetes; Serinales; Debaryomycetaceae. Gene Ontology annotation, biological process: hydrogen peroxide catabolic process; cellular response to oxidative stress; cell redox homeostasis. Gene Ontology annotation, molecular function: thioredoxin peroxidase activity. The record is from RefSeq and is a predicted model, not a curated record.
AGCAAUUCUCUUGAUAUCGUUCAACUUCGAGUCAAUUGCCUCCAAAAACUGUUGAUUACUGUGAAGAGUUUCCCGCUUCGGACUUUCUCCACGCUUUCCAGAUCUUGAAUUUUUCACUUUUUCCAGCCUUCGAAAAACUCCGAUUUCCACACCAAAAUGGGUCUCACUAACGACGACAAGUUCCCUACUACUCCCAAGCCUAAGUACAUUCCAUACUCGAAGGCCAACGACAGUCUCACUGCUUGUGCCAACCCAAUCGAGUUGGACUUGGCCAAAGAGUUCGCUGGCAAGACUGUAGUCAUCACAGCUGUUCCAGGAGCCUUCACUCCUACUUGUACCGAACAGCACAUUCCAGACUACUUGAAGAACUUGGAAAAAUUCAAGGCCAAGGGUGUUUCCAAAAUCGUUGUGUUGUCUGCUAACGAUCCUUUUGUUAUGGCCGCUUGGGGUAAGGCCUUGGGCUACAAGGACGAAGAGAACUACAUUGUCUUCGCCACGGACCCUCUCGCUAAGAUCUCGCUGGAAUUAGGUGACAGUUACGUUGCCGACUUGAGUUCCGCCGGUUUUGGUGUUAGAACUGCCAGAUAUGCUGCUUUGGUUGUAGACGGUGAGAUCAGCUUCCUUGAAAACGAAGACUCGUUGGGUUUCACUGAAAUUUCCUCGGCCAAGAACCUCUUGGACAGAAUCUAAGCUGGCACCUACUAAAUCUACCAGUACUGGAAUUUACAUAAUAAAGUGACUUUAAGAAGAAAAUGAUACUGUAGUAAUCGUAGAGGUUCCAGGAUGAAUAUAUACAGCCAUUGACUCUGUAGCUGUUCUCUGUGUGUGGUUGUGGUGCUAUUUCCCCAUGGCGAAAGGAAGAUGGAGGAAUUAGCGAGGGAGAGAUGAGUGCGACAGUGAGGUUAGUGAAAUUAGUGAAAUUAGUGAAAUUAGUGAAAUUAAUGAGAUUUCACAGAGAGCAGUGAGAUCGCUAAAAGUAUAUUAAAGUAAAUGUAAUAGAUUAGACUCAU